Messenger RNA from Coregonus sp. 'balchen', 23893 nucleotides. NCBI's taxonomy places the organism in Eukaryota, Metazoa, Chordata, Actinopteri, Salmoniformes, Salmonidae. The record is from the annotation of a GenBank genome assembly.
AUGGAGGUUCAUGUCCAGAGUCGGCCUCUGCCACCCACCAUUCCGGAGAAUGGGGCGGCCCCUGACCCUGAACCCCACACGGAGGUCAACGGUCAUCAUCAUGCCAACGGUGGGGAGGCAGAGCUGCCUGUCUCCAAGUCUCAGAGGAGACGAAGCGAUGUCAAAGUCUACAAGGAGUUCUGUGACUUCUACGCACGCUUGUAAGUCCCGGAGCCAUGAUACAUGCUACACACACUAGGGGAGGAAGUGUGUGUAACAGGAUUGAGUGGAUCCUUGGUGUGGAUCUCUGAAAUCACCUGUGUGAUCCAGUGAUAGCAUUACAGAUCUGUAUAACAUCUGAGUAGUAUAAAUUAUUUUAGGUUUAAACCCACUUAGUUGAUUUAUGGUUUAAGGUUAUCACAAUUGACUGUGGUUGACCUUAGUUUGUAAAAGCGUAUUGGAAAUGUUAAGAAUGUAAAGAAUUCUGGUAUUAGGAUGUGAAUAAUUCUGGUAUUACAGCAGUUUAAGGAACAGUUGGAUGAUCUGAAUUCUAUAAAGUGUUAUUUGACAUGAACACACAGUUGGCUGGUUUCAUGCUCCAGGUCAUGGUACCAUGGUAUGGUAGUAGACAGUGGCUCAGAGACCCUGGGCUAUUUUAAUGUUGGGGGAGUUUGUUAUGCAAAGUGAAAUAUGCCGGUAGGCAUGAGAACUAUGUGUCAGUGUAUGCGUGCGUGCAUUUGUGUGUGUGUGUGAAAGGAAGGGAUCUAGGGGAUGAGGGCAGGCUAAAUAUAUGUUAGCUUUUUUUAUGUUGUGCCCCUGUCAAUAGUGAGAAUGGGUGUUACUCAGAUAAUGUUGGCCAUUGGGGGUAAUGUUGUCAGCAUUAGAAGUAUUAUCAGUGAAAAACUUGAGUCAGUGAAUAUGUCUGGAAUGCUAAUCAUUAGCAAGCCUAUAAGGAAGUGAGGCUCACACAGUUUGAAGCUUUGACUUAUUCGGGGAGGCUAAGUCCGAUCCUUAGAUGCCUCAGAUACUCUAGCACAGACCAUAGUAUCUUUCAACCGAUGGGACAGAAUAGCCAUUAAUAAUCCAGUAUGGUUAAUAAAAACAGAAGCUCUGAUUUGUCAGCCUCUCUGACGUGUGAUGACAACCUGGUCAUUUUAUAAACAUGAGCACUAGAGACAACAGGGUGGGUCAUAAGAUCAAAACCCCGUGAAACAUUAUGAUACCGGUCUGUCUCCCUCCCUCUCUCUCUCCCUGUGACACAAACUCACUAAGUUAGUAUCAUGAAGUAUUUACCAAGCAGCUCAGCACCUCCUUUAAUAGUCGUUCUGUCUUCCUGUCUCUGGGGGGAAAUGCUUGAGGCUUUUGUCACUUCCUUCCAGCAAGGCCAGAACAGGGCUUCUGAGUCCUUCCUUCUGUCUGAUGUCACGCCAGGGUCCUGACAAUAUGGCGCCCAUACGUACACACAUUACAUCAGACAGUGUGAUGAUAGCUGUAGAAUAGCUUGACGGAACCUCUGCAUUGAUUCCACAUCUUGUGACAAUACAUUCUGUGUGCUCUGGAAUGUAGUGAGUUACUGUAGUGGUGAUCCUGCUGUAGGAUGUACAGCUGCUAUAUGAUGAGAUCGGAAGGAAGACAAAAGAGGGACGUAAUAUUGAGAGAAAGAAGGUGAGGUCUCUCUCUCUCUGAGGGGAGAGCAGUGCCAUAUACAGUGGGGGAAAAAAGUAUUUAGUCAGCCACCAAUUGUGCAAGUUCUCCCACUUAAAAAGAUGAGAGAGGCCUGUAAUUUUCAUCAUAGGUACACGUCAACUAUGACAGACAAAAUGAGAUAUUUUUUUCCAGAAAAUCACAUUGUAGGAUUUUUAAUGAAUUUAUUUGCAAAUUAUGGUGGAAAAUAAGUAUUUGGUCACCUACAAACAUGCUGUGACACUCUGGCUCCGGGACGUUUGUAUUUGAGCCAGGGUGUAUUUUGUUUUGUUGGGUUUUGGUUUGGUUAUGUUGGGUAUUUGGGUGUAUUUCUAUGUUUGCAUUUCUGUGGGGUUCAUUUCUAGGUUUGGUCAAUGACUCCCAAUCGGAGGUAACGAGUGUCAGCUGUCGGCUCGUUAUCUCUGAUUGGGAGCCAUAUUUAUCUGUAUGUUUUCCUUUGGGUGUUGUGGGUUUUUGUUCCGUUUCGGUCAGUGUACCGUGGACUUCAUUGAGUCGUCUUUUGUUUUGUAGUUCUAUAACGUUUAAUUAAUAAAGUCAUGUUUCUUGGACACGCUGCGCCUUGGUCAUACUUAGACGACAUAGACGAUCGUGACAGAAAAACCCACCAUCAUAGGACCAAGCAGCGUGUCAAGCGGCAACAGGACCCUGCUCCUAAGGAUUCAUGGACAUGGGGGGAGAUACUGGCUGGAAAGGGUCCUUGGGCACAACCGGGAGAAUAUCGCCGCCCUCGUGAAGAGCUGGAGGCAGCUAAAGCCGAGAGGAGGCGGUAUGAGGAGGCAGCACGGAGUCAAGGCUGGAAGCCCGUGGGUACUACCCAAAAAUUUCUUGGGGGGGGGCUUAAAGGGAGUGUGGCGAAGUCAGGUAGGAGACCUGCGCCUACUCCCUGGACUUACCGUGGAGAGCGAGAGUACGGGCAGACACCGUGUUACGCAGUAGAGCGCAUGGUGUCUCCUGUACGCAGGCAUAGCCCGGUUCGGUACAUUCCAGCUCCACGUAUCGGCCGGGUUAGAGUGAGCGUUGAGCCAGAUGUCAUGAAGCCGGCCCAACGCAUCCGGCUACCAGUGCGUCUUCUCGGGCCGGCGUACAUGGCACCAGCCUUACGCAUGGUGUUCCCGGUUCGCCCACAUAGGCCGGUGCGGGUUAUUCCACCUCCCCGUACUGGUCGGGCGACGGGGAGCAUCAACCCGGGUAAGGUUGGGCAGGCUCAGUGCUCAAGGGGGCCAGUAAGCCUGCACGGUCCGGUAUUUCCGGCGCCACCUCCCCGCUCCAGCCCAGUACCACCAGUGCCUACACCACGCACCAAGCCUCCUGUGUGUUCCCCGAGUCCUGUGCGUCCUGUUGCUGCUCUCCGUACUAGGCCUUAUGUGCGUCCCCAGGGUCCAGCAUGCCCUGUUCCUUCUCCCCGCACUAGGCUUUAUGUGCGUUCCCAGGGUCCAGCAUGCCCUGUUGCUUCUCCCCGCACUAGCCCUGAGAUGCGUGUCCUCAGCCCGGUACCUCCAGUUCCGGCACCACGCACCAGGCCUACGGUGCGCCUCAGACGGCCAGAGUCUGCCGUCUGCCCAACGGGGCCUGAACUGCCCGUCUGCCCAAAGGCGCUUGAACUGGCCGUCUGGACUGAGCCUGCAAAGCCGCCCGUCUGCCAUGAGCCUUCAGAGCCGUCCGCCAGACCGGAGCCGCUAGAGCCUUCCGCCAGACAGGAUCAGCCAGAGCCUUCCGCCAGCCAUGAGCAGCCAGAUCCGUCAGCCGGCCAUGAGCAGCCAGAUCCUUCAGCCAGCCAUGAGCAGCCAGAUCCGUCGGCCAGCCAUGAGCAGCCAGAUCCGUCGGCCAGCCAUGAGCAGCCAGAUCCGUCAGCCAGCCAUGAGCAGCCAGAUCCGUCAGCCAGCCAUGAGCAGCCAGAUCCUUCAGCCAGCCAUGAGCCGUCCAGCCAGGAUCCGCCAGAGCCGUCCAGCCAGGACCCGCCAGAGCCAGCCAGCCAGGAUCCGCCAUUGAGUCCGGUGCUGUCCCUUAGCCCGGUGCUGCCCCUUAUCCUGGUGCUGCCCCUUAGUCCGGUACUGCCCCUUAGUCCGGUGCUGCCCCUUAGUCCGGUGCUGCCCUUUAGUCCGGUGCCGCCCCUUAAUCCAGUGGGGUUUAGUUGGGGGGUGGUCAGGUGGAGGAGGCUACGGAAGCGGAUAGUGACUAAGGUGGGGUGGGGACCACGACCAGGGCCAGAACCGCCAUCGUGGACAGACGCCCACCCAGACCCUCCCCUAGACUGUAUGCUGGUGCGCCCGGAGUUCGCACCUUUAGGGGGGGGUACUGUGACACUCUGGCUCCGGGACGUUUGUAUUUGAGCCAGGGUGUAUUUUGUUUUGUUGGGUUUUGGUUUGGUUAUGUUGGGUAUUUGGGUGUAUUUCUAUGUUUGCAUUUCUGUGGGGUUCAUUUCUAGGUUUGGUCAAUGACUCCCAAUCGGAGGUAACGAGUGUCAGCUGUCGGCUCGUUAUCUCUGAUUGGGAGCCAUAUUUAUCUGUAUGUUUUCCUUUGGGUGUUGUGGGUUUUUGUUCCGUUUCGGUCAGUGUACCGUGGACUUCAUUGAGUCGUCUUUUGUUUUGUAGUUCUAUAACGUUUAAUUAAUAAAGUCAUGUUUCUUGGACACGCUGCGCCUUGGUCAUACUUAGACGACAUAGACGAUCGUGACACAUGCAAGAUUUCUGGCUCUCACAGACCUGUAACUUCUUCUUUAAGAGGCUCCUCUGUCCUCCACUCGUUACCUGUAUUAAUGGCACCUGUUUGAACUUGUUAUCAGUAUAAAAUACACCUGUCCACAACCUCAAACAGUCACACUCCAAACUCCACUAUGGCCAAGACCAAAGAGCUGUCAAAGGACACCAGAAACAAAAUUGUAGACCUGCACCAGGCUGGGAAGACUGAAUCUGCAAUAGGUAAGCAGCUUGGUUUGAAGAAAUCAACUGUGGGAGCAAUUAUUAGGAAAUGGAAGACAUACAAGACCACUGAUAAUCUCCCUCGAUCUGGGGCUCUACGCAAGAUCUCACCCUGUGGGGUCAAAAUGAUCACAAGAACGGUGAGCAAAAAUCCCAGAACCACACGGGGGGACCUAAUGAAUGACCUGCAGAGAGCUGGGACCAAAGUAACAAAGCCUACCAUCAGUAACACACUACGCUGCCAGGGACUCAAAUCCUGCAGUGCCAGACGUGUCCCCCUGCUUAAGCCAGUACAUGUCCAGGCCCGUCUGAAGUUUGCUAGAGUGCAUUUGGAUGAUCCAGAAGAGGAUUGGGAGAAUGUCAAAUGGUCAGAUGAAACCAAAAUAUAACUUUUUGGUAAAAACUCAACUCGUCGUGUUUGGAGGACAAAUAAUGCUGAGUUGCAUCCAAAGAACACCAUACCUACUGUGAAGCAUGGGGGUGGAAACAUCAUGCUUUGGGGCUGUUUUUCUGCAAAGGGACCAGGACGACUGAUCCGUGUAAAGGAAAGAAUGAAUGGGGCCAUGUAUCAUGAGAUUUUGAGUGAAAACCUCCUUCCAUCAGCAAGGGCAUUGAAGAUGAAACGUGGCUGGGUCUUUCAGCAUGACAAUGAUCCCAAACACACCGCCCGGGCAACGAAGGAGUGGCUUCGUAAGAAGCAUUUCAAGGUCCUGGAGUGGCCUAGCCAGUCUCCAGAUCUCAACCCCAUAGAAAAUCUUUGGCGGGAGUUGAAAGUCCGUAUUGCCCAGCGACAGCCCCAAAACAUCACUGCUCUAGAGGAGAUCUGCAUGGAGGAAUGGGCCAAAAUACCAGCAACAGUGUGUGAAAACCUUGUGAAGACUUACAGAAAACGUUUGACCUGUGUCAUUGCCAACAAAGGGUAUAUAACAAAGUAUUGAGAAACUUUUGUUAUUGACCAAAUACUUAUUUUCCACCAUAAUUUGCAAAUAAAUUCAUUAAAAAUCCUACAAUGUGAUUUUCUGGAUUUUUUUUUCUCAUUUUCUCUGUCAUAGUUGACGUGAUGAAAAUUACAGGCCUCUCUCAUAUUUUUAAGUGGGAGAACUUGCACAAUUGGUGGCUGACUAAAUACUUUUUUUCCCCACUGUACACUGAACAAAAAUAUAAAUGCAACAUGCAACAAUUUCAAAGAGUUACAGUUCAUAUAAGGAAAUCAGUCAAUUGAAAUAAAUGCAUUAGGCCCUAAUCUAUGGAUUUCACAUGACUGGGAAUACAGAUAUGCAUCUGUUGGUCACAGAUACCUUAAAAAAAGAAAAUGUAGGGGAGUGGAUCAGAAAACCAGUCAGUAUCUGGUGUGACCACCAGUUGCCUCAUGCAGCGCGACACAUCUCCUUUGCAUAGAGUUGAUCAGGCCCACUCCUCUUCAAUGGCUGUGUGAAGUUGCUGGAUAUUGGUGGGAACUGGAACACGCUGUCGUACACGUCGAUCCAGAGCAUCCCAAACAUGCUCAAUGGGUGACAUGUCUGGUGAGUAUGCAGGCCAUGGAAGAACUGGGACAUUUUCAGCAGCCAGAAAUUGUGUACAGAUCCUUACGACAUGGGGCCGUGCAUUAUCAUGCUGAAACAUGAGGUGAUGGCAGCAGAUGAAUGACACGACAAUGGGCCUCAGGAUCUCGUCAAGGUAUCUCUGUGCAUUCAAAUUGCCAUCGAUAAAAUGCAAUUGUGUUCAUUGUCCGUAGUUUAUGCCUACCCAUACCAUAACCCCACCGCCACCAUGGGGCACUCUUUUCACAACGUUGACAUCAGCAAACCGCUCGCCCACAUGACGCCAUACACGCUGUCUGCCAUCUGCCCGGUACAGUUGAAACCAGGAUUUAUCCAUGAAGAGCACACUUCUCCAGCGUGCCAGUGGACAUUGAAAGUGAGCAUUUGCCCAUUGUAGUCGGUUAUUACGCCGAACUGCAGUCACGUCAAGACCCUGGUGAGGACGAUGAGCACGCAGAUGCGCUUCCCUGAGACGGUUUCUGACAGUUUGUGCAGAAAUUCUUUGGUUGUGCAAACCCACAGUUUCAUCAGAUCAUCCCGCAGGUGAAGAAGCCGGAUGUGGAAGUCCUGGGCUGGCGUGGUUACACAUGGUCUGCGGUUGUGAGGCCGGUUGAACGUACUGCCAAAUUCUCUAAAACGACGUUGGAGUCGGCUUAUGGUAGAGACAUGAACAUUCUAUUCUCUGGCAACAGCUCUGGUGGACAUUCCUCUAGUCAGCAUGCCAAUUGCAUGCCAAUUGCACGCUUGAUAUGCCACUUCUGUCAGUUGGAUGGAUUAUCUUGGCAAAGGAGUAAUGCUCACUAACAGGAAUGUAAACAGAUUUGUGCACACCAUUUGAGGGAAAUAAGCUUUUUGUGCAUAUGGAAAAUUUCUGGAAUCUUUUUUUCAGCUCAUGAAACACGCAACCACCACUUUACAUGUUGCGUUUAUAUUUUUGUUCAGUGUAAUAUAUACAGUGGGGAGAACAAGUAUUUGAUACACUGCCGAUUUUGCAGGUUUUCCUACUUACAAAGCAUGUAGAGGUCUGUAAUUUUUAUCAUAGGUACACUUCAACUGUGAGAGACAGAAUCUAAAACACAAAUCCAGAAAAUCACAUUGUAUGAUUUUUAAGUAAUUAAUUUGCAUUUUAUUGCAUGACAUAAGUAUUUGAUCACCUACCAACCAGUAAGAAUUCCAGCUCUCACAGACCUGUUAGUUUUUCUUUAAGAAGCCCUCCUGUUCGCCACUCAUUACCUGUAUUAACUGCACUUGUUUGAACUCGUUACCUGUAUAAAAGACACCUGUCCACACACUCAAUCAAACAGACUCCAACCUCUCCACAAUGGCCAAGACCAGAGAGCUGUGUAAAGACAUCAGGGAUAAAAUUGUAGACCUGCACAAGGCUGGGAUGGGCUACAGGAUAAUAGGCAAGCAGCUUGGUGGGAAGGCAACAACUGUUGGCGCAAUUAUUAGAAAAUGGAAGAAGUUCAAGAUGACGGUCAAUCACCCUCGGUCUGGGGCUCCAUGCAAGAUCUCACCUCGUGGGGCAUCAAUGAUCAUGAGGAAGGUGAGGGAUCAGCCCAGAACUACACGGCAGGACCUGGUCAAUGACCUGAAGAGAGCUGGGACCACAGUCUCAAAGAAAACCAUUAGUAACACACUACGCCGUCAUGGAUUAAAAUCCUGCAGCGCAUGCAAGGUCCCCCUGCUCAAGCCAGCGCAUGUCCAGGCCCGUCUGAAGUUUGCCAAUGACCAUCUGGAUGAUCCAAAGGAGGAAUGGGAGAAGGUCAUGUGGUCUGAUGAGACCAAAUUAAAGCUUUUUGGUCUAAACUCCACUCGCCGUAUUUGGAGGAAGAAGAACGACGAGUCCAACCCCAAGAACACCAUCCCAACCGUGAAGCAUGGAGGUGGAAACAUCAUUCUUUGGGGAUGCUUUUCUGCAAAGGGGACAGGACGACUGCACUGUAUUGAGGGGAGGAUGGAUGGGGCCAUGUAUCGUGAGAUCUUGGCCAACAACCUCCUUCCCUCAGUAAGAGCAUUGAAGAUGGGUCGUGGCUGGGUCUUCCAGCAUGACAACGACCCGAAACACACAGCCAGGGCAACUAAGGAGUGGCUCCGUAAGAAGCAUCUCAAGGUCCUGGAGUGGCCUAGCCAGUCUCCAGACCUGAACCCAAUACAAAAUCUUUGGAGGGAGCUGAAAGUCCGUAUUGCCCAGUGACAGACCCAAAACCUGAAGGAUCUGGAGAAGGUCUGUAUGGAGGAGUGGGCCAAAAUCCCUGCUGCAGUGUGUGCAAACCUGGUCAAGACCUACAGGAAACGUAUGAUCUCUGUAAUUGCAAACAAAGGUUUCUGUACCAAAUAUUAAGUUCUGCUUUUCUGAUGUAUCAAAUACUUACGUCAUGCCAUAAAAUGCAAAUUAAUUACUUAAAAAUCAUACAAUGUGAUUUUCUGGAUUUUUGUUUUAGAUUCCGUCUCUCACAGUUGAAGUGUACCUAUGAUAAAAAUGACAGACCUCUACAUGCUUUGUAAGUAGGAAAACCUGCAAAAUCGGCAGUGUAUCAAAUACUUGUUCUCCCCACUGUAUAUACAGUGAGGGAAAAAAGUAUUUGAUCCCCUGCUGAUUUUGUACGUUUGCCCACUGACAAAGAAAUGAUCAGUCUAUAAUUUUAAUGGUAGGUUUAUUUGAACAGUGAGAGACAGAAUAACAACAAAAAAAUCCAGAAAAACGCAUGUAAAAAAUGUUAUAAAUUGAUUUGCAUUUGAAUGAGGGAAAUAAUUAUUUGACCCCUCUGCAAAACAUGACUUAGUACUUGGUGGCAAAAACCCUUGUUGGCAAUCACAGUGGUCAGACGUUUCUUGUAGUUGGCCACCAGGUUUGCACACAUCUCAGGAGUGAUUUUGUCCCACUCCUCUUUGCAGAUCUUCUCCAAGUCAUUAAGGUUUCGAGGCUGGCGUUUGGCAACUCGAACCUUCAGCUCCCUCCACAGAUUUUCUAUGGGAUUAAGGUCUGGAGACUGGCUAGGCCACUCCAGGACCUUAAUGUGCUUCUUCUUGAGCCACUCCUUUGUUGCCUUGGCCGUGUGUUUUGGGUCACUGUCAUGCUGGAAUACCCAUCCACGACUCAUUUUCAAUCCCCUGGCUGAGGGAAGGAGGUUCUCACCCAAGAUUUGACGGUACAUUGCCCCGUCCAUCGUCCCUUUGAUGCGGUGAAGUUGUCCUGUCCCCUUAGCAGAAAAACACCCCCAAAGCAUAAUGUUUCCACCUCCAUGUUUGACGGUGGGGAUGGUGUUCUUGGGGUCAUAGGCAGCAUUCCUCCUCCUCCAAACACGGCGAGUUGAGUUGAUGCCAAAGAGCUCCAUUUUGGUCUCAUCUGACCACAACACUUUCACCCAGUUCUCCUCUGAAUCAUUCAGAUGUUCAUUGGCAAACUUCAGACGGGCAUGUAUAUGUGCUUUCAUGAGCAGGGGACCUUGCGGGCGCUGCAGGAUUUCAGUCCUUCAUGGCGUAGUGUGUUACCAAUUGUUUUCUUGGUGACUAUGGUCCCAGCUGCCUUGAGAUCAUUGACAAGAUCCUCCCGUGUAGUUCUGGGCUGAUUCCUCAACAUUCUCAUGAUCAUUUCAACUCCACGAGAUGAGAUCUUGCAUGGAGCCCCAGGCCGAGGGAGAUUGACAGUUAUUUUGUGUUUCUUCCAUUUGCGAAUAAUCGCACCAACUGUUGUCACCUUCUCACCAAGCUGCUUGGUGAUGGUCUUGUAGCCCAUUCCAGCCUUGUGUAGGUCUACAAUCUUGUCCCUGACAUCCUUGGAGAGCUCUUUGGUCUUGGCCAUGGUGGAGAGUUUGGAAUCUGAUUGAUUGCUUCUGUGGACAGAUGUCUUUUAUACAGGUAACAAGCUGAGAUUAGGAGCACUCCCUUUAAGAGUGUGCUCCUAAUAUCAGCUUGUUACCUGUAUAAAAGACACCUGGGAGCCAGAAAUCUUUCUGAUUGAGAGGGGGUCAAAUACUUAUUUCCCUCAUUUAAAAUGCAAAUCAAUUUAUAACAUUUUUGACAUGCGUUUUUCUGGAUUUUUUUGUUGUUAUUCUGUCUCUCACUGUUCAAAUAAACCUACCAUUAAAAUUAUAGACUUAUCAUUUCUUUGUCAGUGGGCAAACGUACAAAAUCAGCAGGGGAUCUAAUACUUUUUUCCCUCACUGUGUGUAUAUAUAUAUAUAUAUAUAUAUAUAUAUAUAUAUAUAUAUACAAAAGUAUGUGGACAUCCAUUCAAAUUAGUGGAUUCUGCUAUUUCAGCCACACCCAUUGCUGACAGGUGUAUUGAAUAGCUCAGUUACUUUCAACGUGGCAUCGUCAUAGGAUGCCACCUUUCCAACAAGUCAGUUCGUCCAAUCUUUGCCCUGUUAAAGCUGCCCUGGUCAACUGUAAGUGCUGUUAUUGUGAAGUGGAAAUGUCUAGGAGCAACAACGGCUCAGCCGCAAAGUGGUAGGCCACACAAAGCUCACAGAACGGGACCGCCGAGUGCUGAAGCGCGUAGCGCGUAACAAUCGUCUGUCCUCUGUUGCAACGCUCACUACCGAGUUCCAAACUGCCUCUGGAAAUAGCACAAGAACUGUUACCACAAGAACUGUUAGUCGGGAGCUUCAUGAAAUGGGUUUCCAUGGCCGAGCAGCCGCACACAAGCCUAAGAUCACCAUGCGCAAUGCCAAGCGUCGGCUGGAGUGGUGUAAAGCUAGCCGCCAUUGAACUCUGGAGCAGUGGAAACGCGUUCUCUGGAGUGAUGAAUCACACUUCACCAUCUGGCAGUCCGACAGACGAAUCUGGGUUUGGCUGAUGCCAGGAGAAUGCUACCUGCCCCAAUGCAUUGUGCCAACUGUAAAGUUUGGUGGAGGAGGAAUAAUGGACUGGGGCUGUUUUUCAUGGUUCGGUCUAGGCCCCUUGGUUCUAGUGAAGGGAAAUCUUAAUCCUACAGCAUACAAUGGUAUUCUAGACGAUUCUGUGCUUCCAACUUUGGGGAAGGCCCUUUCUUGUUUCAGCAUGACAAUGCCCCCGUGCACAAAGCGAGGUCCAUACAGAAAUGAUUUGUCAAGAUCGGUGUGGAAGAACUUGACUGGCCUGCACAGAGCCCUGACCUCAUCCCCAUUGGAACGACGAGUGCGAGCCAGGCCUAACUGGCCAACAUCAGUGCCCGACCUCACUUAUGCCCUUGUGGCUGAAUGGAAGCAAGUCCCCUUAGCAAUGUUCCAACAUGUAGUGGAAAGCCUUCCCAGAAGAGUGGAGGCUGUUAUAGCAGCAAAGGGGGGACCAACUCCAUAUUAAUGCGCAUGAUUUUGGAAUGAGACGUUCUACGAGCAGGUGUCCACAUAAUUUUGGUCAUGUAGUGUGUGUGAGUUUGUGUUUGCGUUUGUGUGUGUGCAUGAGCGUGUGUGUCUCCUAGUCUCCUGGACACACAUUGGAAUUCUGACCUUUUAAACAAAGCAGCCCUCCCUCCCUCCUUCACCUCCUGCCUCUCUUUCAACAGGCUGUUUGGAGAGACAGCUCCCUGGCUGUCAUUGAAAAACCCCUCUGUUAUCCAUUAAGUCUGGUGACAUGAACGUAGAGUUUGUGUGGGACUAGGAGUAGCAGCCUGCCCUGUAGCUCUGAGAUGGAGAGAGAUGCCCUUAUUUGAACUAAUUCUCUCCUCCCUACACACACAUACUGUACACACAGUGUCUCUCACUAUGGCUACAAAUGUAAAAAAAUGUUUUACCUGCUGUUCCUUGGCAGGGUUUGUGCAAUAUUGGCUCCGAUUGGGCCACACACACACACACGCACACACACAUGCACACGCACACACACACUCAGUGCAGGGUCUGGCUGUGACUGUAGAGUGUGCAUCUCUGUUGAUACAGUAUGUGUUAAUUCAGGACAGAUGGGAGGGCGCUUCUCCCUGUUUCUCAAAACACAGCAUCUAGAUUUUCCUUCUCCGCCUGAGGCUAUGGUGGGCAGAGAUGGACCAACAAACACACCAGAGGUUACUGUGGGAACUGACCUGAGAAUCCAUAUGUGUGUACGUGCCUGUAUGUGUGUGAGGGAAUGUGUGAUCUCAGCUCUCCUCACUCAUUUCCCCCCACCCUGAUCUCCAAACCCUGAAUACAGCCUCCUGCUGGGUGUGUUGUGUCAGAGAGAAACUAUUCUUUCUGUACGAUGGGUGAUGAAUGUACUUCAGCCGUGGUGUGGCUGCUGAUAAAACCUUGCCAAGAGGGUUCUACACUGUGUUCAUUGUGACGUUACUCUAUGACCUGUUCUUUCCCCUUUUAGAAAAGAGAAGAAUAAUACUCAUGAUAACACUCUGGGCACCUUUCUCACCGCUCUCUCCUCUCAGCAACAUGGCCAAUGCCCUGGCCAAUGCGAUGUGUGAGCGCUGUAAGAGUGGCUUUGCCCCGGCGGAGAAGAUCGUCAACAGUAACGGGGAGCUGUACCAUGAGGGGUGCUUCGUCUGUGCUCAGUGCUUCCAACAGUUCCCUGAAGGUCUCUUCUAUGAGGUGACAUUCUCUUACUAUACCCCUGUCAACAUCAUACCCUCUCUCUUCCCUCUCCCUCUCACCAUCAUACUGUAUCUUUCCUCUCACCAUCAGACCCUCUCUCUUUCCUCUCCCUCUCAACAUCAUACUGUCUCUUCUCUCUCCCUCUCACCAUCAGACCUUCUCUCUUUCCUCUCCCUCUCAACAUCAUACUGUCUCUUUCCUCUCCCUCUCACCAUCAGACCCUCUCUCUUUCCUCUCCCUCUCACCAUCAGACCCUCUCUCUUUCCUCUCCCUCUCACCAUCAGACCCUCUCUCUUUCCUCUCCCUCUCACCAUCAGACCCUCUCUCUUUCCUCUCCCUUUCAACAUCAGACCCUCUCUCUUUCCUCUCACUCUCACCAUCAUACGGUCUCUUCCCUCUCCCUCUCACCAUCAUACUGUCUCUUCCCUCUCACCAUCAGACCCUCUCUCUUUCCUCUCCCUCUCAACAUCAGACCCUCUCUCUUUUCUCUCCCUCUCAACAUCAUACCCUCUCUCUUUCCUCUCCCUCUCACCAUCAGACCCUCUCUCUUUCCUCUCCCUCUCACCAUCAGACCCUCUCUCUUUUCUCUCCCUCUCAACAUCAGACCCUCUCUCUUUCCUCUCACUCUCACCAUCAUACGGUCUCUUUCCACUCCCUCUCACCAUCAUACUGUCUCUUCCCUCUCACCAUCAGACCCUCUCUCUUUCCUCUCCCUCUCAACAUCAUACCCUCUCUCUUUCCUCUCACUCUCACCAUCAUAUGGUCUCGUUCCUCUCCCUCUCAACAUCAUACGGUCUCUUUCCUCUCACUCUCAACAUCAGACCCUCUCUCUUUCCUCUCCCUCUCAACAUCAUACUGUCUCUUUCCUCUCCCUCUCAACAUCAGACCCUCUCUCUUUCCUCUCCCUCUCAACAUCAUACUGUCUCUUUCCUCUCCCUCUCAACAUCAGACCCUCUCUUUUCCCCCUCACCAUCAUACUGUCUUUGCCCUCUCACCAUCAGACCCUCUCUCCACUCUUCCGCUCUACCUCACCCAUCUCAUCCUAUACAUUGUCCAGCCUGAAAUAAACCCUAAGCCCCUUGUCCUAGAGACAAUUAUUGCUUUAGCCUCCCUCCUGUCACAAAUUCGAUAUUAGGUAUAGUGUAUUAGCUGGAUCGACUCCCAAACUCACAGCACUCCUCCCAAUGCAUUACUGGCCCAUUAGAGGCUUGUCUCUGGUGAGAUAUCCCUCUCUCUGUCUGGCUGGUCAGUGGCCAGCAGAAUAGACAGGAGGCCAGACACAUCUCCAACUGACCCUAGGGAUCCCAGAGCUCUUCCCUGAAAGGGAGAUCAAAGCCACAGACAGAUCUGUAGAGGUAUAGGUGUAUCUAUGGCUACUGUAUGUUCUAAUCAAUGACAUGCUUAUGUUCUGUAUUGAUUGAUCCAGAAGCGUAUAGACUGUAACUACUAAAAUAAGUGUAUUUUCUGACUAUAAGACAAUAGUUGCCUGCCCAGCUGGCCCAUCCAAACUACACCUAAACUUUAUUGAAACAAACUUUUUUUCUGCAGUUUGAGGGCAGGAAGUACUGCGAGCACGACUUCCAGAUGCUGUUUGCUCCCUGCUGCCACCAGUGUGGUGAGUACAGGAACUGCACCUACAUAGCAGCACGAGAUUCGGUUUUUAUUUAGUCACAUGCACAGGGUCGCAGAUGUAGUUGCAGUGUACAGUGAAAUUCUUAAGCUCCGAGCUCCAACAGUGCAGGUGUGAAUGAAACAAUAAAAUAAUAGUAAUAUAUACAGUACAUAUAUACAGUUGAAGUCGGAAGUAUACAUACACCUUAGCCAAAUACAUUUAAACUCAGUUUUUUCACAAUUGCUGACAUUUAAUCCUAGUAAAAAUUCAGUGUUUUAGUUCAGUUAGGAUCACCACUUUAUUUUAAGAAUGUGAAAUGUCAGAAUAAUAGUAGAGAGAAUGAUUUAUUUCAGCUUUUAUUUCUUUCAUCAUAUUCCCAGUGGGUCAGAAGUUUACAUACACUCAAUUAGUAUUUGAUAGCAUUGCCUUUAAAUUGUUUAACUUGGGUCAAACGUUUCGGGUAGCCUUCCACAAGCUUCCCACAAUAAGUGAAUUUUGGCCCAUUCCUCACUUCAACUGCAACAACUGCGGGUACACAUGCAAACAAUAUAGAAACAACCAGUGGUGGAAAAAGUACCCAAUUGUCAUACUUGAGUAAAAGUAAAGAUACCUUCAUAGAAAAUGACUCAAGUAAAAGUGAAAGACACCCAGUAAAAUACUACUUGAGUAAAAGUCUAAAAGUAUUUGGUUAUAAAUAUACUUAAGUAUCAAAAGUAAAUGUAAUUGCUCAAAUAUAUAAAGCAUAAAAGUAAAAGUAUAAAUUAUUUCAAAUUCCUUAUAUUAAGCAAACCAGAUGGCACAAUUCUCUUGUUGUUUUAAAUUUACGGCUAGCCAGGGGCACACUCCAACACUCAGACAUCAUUUACAAAGGAAGCAUGUGUGUUAAGUGAGUCUGCCAGAUCAGAGGCAGUAGGGAUGACCAGGGAUGUUCUCUUGAUAAGUGUGUAUUGGACCAUUUUCCUGUCAUGCUAAGCAUUCAAAAUGUAACGAGUACUUUUGAGUGUCAGGGAAAAUGUAUUUGUGGAGUGGUUGAAAAACGAGUUUUAAUGACUCCAACCUAAGUAUGUAAACUUCCGACUUCAACUGCAAACAUCUUAGUGUUUUGUUGUGUGAAGGUCAUGUUUGGUCUCCUUUAACCCUGCUUCCUUCACCUUGAGCUCUAAACACAACUGUGUAGACUUCUACCGUCAAUUGCUUUUGCUUGAGUUUUUUCUCUAUAUAUAUUAACUAGGGCCGGGACGGUACCAGUAUUGCAAUAUGUUUUUCCAUGGCAAAAAAGACAACAUGAAGCAGACCCACGAAGCAGACCAAACUCUUUGGUCAUUUAAAAACCUGCUGUAUAUAAAAUAUUGUGUGCUUUAGCUUGGAAAACAGAAUGUGACUCUGGAUGACAACAUAAUGAUGUUUGUUUCCAACAUUAGGGCUGUUUUCCUAAAGAAAUUAAAUCCACUUCAUAUUUUGUUUCCUUGCCAAGAUACUAACGUGUAUUGCGAUACUGGUAUCGUCCCGGCCCUAACAUUAACAUGUGUGUGCAGGGGGGAUGUUAUAGUCUUGCCAGUGUGUUGUCCCUGACUUCCUUCUUCUCUUCCUCCUCCCAGGGGAGUUUAUCAUUGGUCGUGUGAUCAAGGCGAUGAACAACAGUUGGCACCCUGACUGUUUCUGCUGUGACCUCUGCCAGGCCGUGCUGGCUGACGUGGGCUUCGUCAAGAACGCCGGCAGGUCAGUCCAGAGACCUGGGCUGGAUCACUGAUCAGCCAUUACUGAUCUAACACCGGGGGACAGCAACUUUUCCACUUCAUAGCUUUUAGAAAGCAAGGAGAAAUCACACACACUGUUUACACCCCACAAUAGUUUUAAUGUAGCCAGUAGCGGUGCGUGGGUAUAAUCACUGGAGAAGCCAAGCCAGAAAAAAAAGACAUAUUGCAACCUAUGUGUUGUGAUAAUUGCAUUGUUUGCUCUAUAACCUCUUAGUUCAUAUGCCUUGUGACCGUGAUAUAUAGGUCUAAGGCCGAGACAAUAAGAAGACACAGUGGCAGAAUAAAUUCAACCCACACCUUUGUUUUAUCACAAAACCGGAGAGCAACCUCUGUCCGGUGAAGUCCACAAAGCAUAUUGCAUGUAACAAACAGUUACAUGACCUACAGCAUGGUCAAGUAAGUUAAUGUUUCCGAUAUAUUCAGACCACUAAACAACUAUUGAUUUAGAACCACAGAGAGUUACCGCAAGUUGCAAAGAAAACAUGAGCUGCCUCCACUAUUCCAGCACCAUUUCAUCUUCAACAUUUCAACAUCAUCAAAUCACCUAUGCUUAGUCUAAUACCGUGACAACUAAAAGAUACCAAAAAAUAUUUAGCCCAAUCAACGUAACCUAAAUAUGAUGUGGCUGUCCAUGGUUCUGAUUUCUGUGUGUGUGUACGUGCGCAUUCAUGCAAGUAAAAAAAACAUGUUGACUCACCCUAUUUGUAGGGAAACGCCAAUGCCAUCAUCCUCUCUAAACGGUCUAUCACUCUGUCAUACAGUACACGCUUUCAUUUUUUUGUUGUCCUAGGCUACCUGGCUAAAAGUCUUGCUCGCUAGCCUAACUUCCUUUCAUGGGCAACAGUUAGCUAGUUAACAUUAGCCUUCUACAUAUAGCAACAUAUUGAACUUCCAUCCUCUCAGGCCAGGGGCACAAUGUAUGAAUUUAUGCUUGGAUCAGAAUUGCUAUUAUAAUCAUUGGCCAGUACAGAGAAUUAAGUAAAACCACAAGUCGAAAUUCCUAUCUCCGUACAUGGCUAAUUUAGGAAAGGGCCAAUUUUACCUAGCUAGCCACCGGAGGACAACAACACAACGAGAUGCACAACGAGUUUCUGUCAGUGACGUAUGCCUUCGAUGCGAUGUGAUUGGUGUGAAGCCAAAUCCAAACUAGCUUCCCUUGACACUUUUUUUGGUCCGCCAGCACCAUUCACAGUUGAGCUCACUCAGUUUAGCUCAACGCUGAUUGGCUAUUAUUCUAUUUAUUUUUUAUCAAGGGAGGCCGAGUGCUCGCUUUGGGCGGCAACAAUGUCAUACUCUUUAGGACCAGACAGCAUCAGAUAGAUGGCCUACACAUACAGAGACAGAGGGGCGCUGUUUCGCUCGCUCGGAUGCCUUCUCUGGUGAGAUACAUUGUCUCCUGCGAAUUGAAGGAUAAUUAUGAGACACAGAGAGAUGAAAGAUAAAUUAUUUUCAAGUUUUUUUUAUUUAUUUAUUUGUCCAUUUCUUGAGGAAGCCUGGCUUCCCUUGGCAUCCAUGAAUACGCCACUGAAUGUAGCAACAUUAUUUCAGCCUCUGGGUCAGGCUGAUCUCAUUCUUUAUUAACAUGUAUCUCUCUCCCUCAGACACCUGUGUCGCCCGUGUCAUAACCGUGAGAAGGCCCGUGGUCUGGGGAAGUACAUCUGUCAGAAGUGUCACGCCAUCAUUGAGGAGCAGCCGCUGCUGUUCAAGAACGACCCCUACCACCCCGAUCACUUCAACUGCAACAACUGCGGGUACACAUGCAAACAAUAUAGAAACAACCAGUGGUGGAAAAAGUACCCAAUUGUCAUACUUGAGUAAAAGUAAAGAUACCUUCAUAGAAAAUGACUCAAGUAAAAGUGAAAGACACCCAGUAAAAUACUACUUGAGUAAAAGUCUAAAAGUAUUUGGUUUUAAAUAUACUUAAGUAUCAAAAGUAAAUGUAAUUGCUCAAAUAUAUUUAAGCAUAAAAGUAAAAGUAUAAAUUAUUUCAAAUUCCUUAUAUUAAGCAAACCAGAUGGCACAAUUCUCUUGUUGUUUUAAAUUUACGGCUAGCCAGGGGCACACUCCAACACUCAGACAUCAUUUACAAAGGAAGCAUGUGUGUUUAGUGAGUCUGCCAGAUCAGAGGCAGUAGGGAUGACCAGGGAUGUUCUCUUGAUAAGUGCGUGAAUUGGACAAUUUUCCUGUCCUGCUAAGCAUUCAAAAUGUAACGAGUGCUUUUGAGUGUCAGGGAAAAUGUAUGAAGUAAAAAGCGCAUUAUUUUCUUUAGGAAUGUAGUGAAGUAAAAGUUGUCAAAAAUAUCAAUGGUAAAGUAAAGUACAGAUACACCAAAAAAUGACUUAAGUAGUACUUUAAAGUAUUUUUACUUAAGUACUUUACACCACUGGAAACAACUCCGCAAACUUUAUAUACAACCACUACACAACCGAAACACUAUAUUUAUACAACCUGCAUACAACCUAAACACAACCACUGCUAAAUCACCACACAAACUUAACACACCCGUUACACAAACCUAGUGGUCUGUAUACAACCACUAACAUAUCUUUACUCAACUUCUACACAACCUAGUAUAAACACAACUUUUACACUAACCUCUAUGCAACCUAUACACGUACUGUAGCCUGUCAGUGGUUGAAACUGAAGAGCUGUUAUAGACAGGGUUUGUUCUCUGUAGCAGGGUGGGCCUCCUCAGGGUUGGGUUCACUAGAGUUUACCCCUGUACAAGUCAGCCAAAGGAGAAAAGAGAGGGAGGAAGCUCAGGGAGAGAGGGAGGAGGAGGAAGAGAGCAGAGGUAGGAGGUGGAAGAGGAAGAUAUCAGGGAGAGAGUGAGUGACGAUAGAAGAAUGAUUAUCUGAGUAGCUCUUUUAGAUGGCAGUUGAGAGGCACCUCCAAUCUAACCAAACCUUUCCUGUAAGACUGUCUGUUCUUAAACAAACCUACAGUUGUCAGCCUGUCCCAUGCUUGAGGCAGAGGUUGUGAUAAUGAAUAUUCAGUCAGGAAGUCAGUGCAGGCGACUCAUUCCCCUAUGCAUCACUGACACUGGGUGUGUGUUUGUGUUUUGAAUACAGUGCACUUAUUAUCCCCUAAUAAGGUAGAACUCACCAAGACCAGGAAGCACAGAGGGGCACACUGUUGGCAGGAUGCUAAACAAAACAAGCUUAGCCAGCAUCCCACACAGACACACAUCCAAAAACACACACACACACAUUUGCACACACACACACACAUCAGGGAACACCAGAUUAGGCAAGGAGCUGACUCAGUGAUGACUCAUACUAACACAUUGAAUAUCACAGAUCGAGAAGAGAGGUGUGGUCAGCAGCAUUCCGCUGUUACAGUUCUUCACUACUCCAUUACUCAGGGGCUGCAAUAUCUACUGGUUUUAGAUUUUAUCACUUGCUUUUAGUCUUUAGUUUAGCUAUUCUAUCUGGGUAACCUGGUGUCUCAGGUCACUAACAUGAAUUGAUUGAUCACUGUCAGUAUUCAAAACUGAGCUAGCUAACACAAUAUUAAUGUUCUCCAAAACGAUGGAAAAGAGUGAUGGAGUUAGUUAUGAUGUAAUGGUCCCUCCUCUCCCCCUGUAGUAAGGAGCUGACGGCUGAUGCCAGGGAGCUGAAGGGAGAGCUGUACUGCCUGCCCUGCCAUGACAAGAUGGGUGUUCCCAUCUGUGGCGCCUGCAGGAGACCCAUCGAGGGCCGUGUGGUCAAUGCCAUGGGCAAGCAGUGGCACGUUGAGGUAUGAUGACAUCACUUAUACAAUAUGGACCUGUUCAGUAGUGAUGGGAAGUUCGGCUCUUUAUACUGACUCUGAUCUUUUCAACUCGUUAUAAGAACAAAUCUUUCGACUCAUUUCAUUCAUUUGAUUCAGUAAUGCCCAGACCAUGCAGGACCCCCUACCGGCGAACGAUGAAUUGAAAACUCAAAUGAGAAUCAUGAUUCUACAAGCCGCAACCGGACUAUAUUGUGAACGACACUUGACGGAAGGCAAUUAUUGAGUGCGCGAGGGAGAUGGGCACAAUAUCAUUCCCGUACUGCAGCAGCCCCUCGAACGAUUCAUUCUCGAGUUUGAGUUGUUGAGCAGAGGCAGGCUGUGUAUGUUUACAAAGCUGUGACCAUCAUAACAUUCAAUAAUCAAUGUAUUGCAUUAAUUCUUGCACUAUGCGAUCAAUUAUCAGUUCUAAACAUGCCUUUUUCUUCUCUAUGCUGCCUGCAGCAUGAUCUAUUUUCCUGCACGCACAUGAUAGACAGUUGUAGGUCGGAGCACAUCUCUGGAGUCGCAGAACCGGAGGAGUGUGUAUCAAUCCUGCUGUAGGAGUCAUUGCGGCCAGCAGGUCAAACGAAUGACAAAUGAACGAUUUACUCUGAAAAAUGAAUCAUCACUCUCCAGUCAGUACAAAUAGUUUAAAAAGAACAAAUCGUUCACGAAGAGCACAUCACUACUGUUCAGGAGGUUGCAACGUUAUGGAACAGAUCAUUCAGAUAGAAAUGUAUUGUAUAUGAUUAUAGUAUUUUGUAACAUGACAUGAUUAUUUCAAAGCAGAAUACUUUUUUUUUUUUUUUUUUUUUUUUUUUUUAAAGCAGAAUACUUUAUUAUCUUCGAUAUACACUGCUUUAUGUCUGUCAUUGUCUCUGAAUAACUAUAAUUCCUCAGAACAUCAAAGUAGAAAUGUAUUCAAGGGAGUUUGUAUGUGUAAUGAAUGUUAUUCUAGCCUCCUCUGUGGUGUUUCUACCCUGCUCUCAUAUCAUCUCUGUGGCCAUGUUUGGAUUAUCUCAGAAUGAAGGACAUCCUUCCUCUUUCUUUCCCUCUGCCACCCCUCUGUUCAUAUCUCUGCUGCCUUCUUUCCUCUCUACUUUUCUCCUACUUGCUAUCACUCCUCUCCCAUCCUCUUCCUACUCCUCUCCUCCCUCCCUCCUGCAGCACCAUGUGUGUGCUCUGUGUGAACGUCCGUUUCACGGCCACCUGUAUUAUGAGCGUGGGGACCAUGCCUACUGUGAAAAACACUUUAACAUGGUGAGGGGUUAGUUAGAGACUGAGAGGAGACCUGUGCUGGCUGCAUCCUGUCCUGCUCUGUGUCUGUGCUCCAUUCUGCCCCCUGGUGGAAUCUCCCUCACAGACACACAAGGCUCCUGUCUGUCUGUCUGUAGGGGUGAGUGCUUCACAGGGGUGCGCUCCUGCCCUGCUGCUGCCCUCUGAACCCACUAAUCUCAGACUAGACUAGACUGGAUUGGUCUGAACUGAGCUAGACGGAACUGGAUUGAACUGACCUGUGCUGUUCUGUCUGUACUAACCUGUUGUGUGGGGCCAUGUUGUGUGUGUGUUUGCAGCAUUUUGUGUGUGCUAAGUGUGAGAAACCCUUCCUGGGCCAUCGCCACUACGAACGCAAAGGACUGGCCUACUGUGAGACUCACUACAACCAGGUAACGUAGGGGAAGGCUGCACACACAGCCCAAGGGAAGAGAAGUCACACAAUCACAUCUCUACUCAGUAACUUAAUCCAAUCCAGGCACCUUAUUCUAUUUAUCUUUGAACAAAUCUUUGAACAUAAAUAAUUAACCUCCUGAGUGGCGCAGUGGUCUAAGGCACUGCAUCGCAGUGCUAGCUGUGCCACUAGAGAUCCUGGUUCGAAUCCAGGCUCUGUCGUAGCCGGCUGCGACCGGGAGACCCAUGGGACGGCGCACAAUUGGCGUCGUCCAGUGGAGGGGAGGGAAUGGCCGGCAGGGAUGUAGCUCAGUUGGUAGAGCAUGGCGUUUGCAACGCCAGGGUUGUGGGUUUGAUUCCGACGGGGGGCCAGUAUGAAAAAAAAUUAUAAUGUAUGCACUCACUAACUGUAAGACGCUCUGGAUAAGAGCGUCUGCUAAAUGACUAAAAUGUAAAAUGUAACAUGAAUAUGAGCCUGAAGAGAAUGAUUGCGUCUUGCUGUAUAUAAUGUGAGACCUCCAUUCUUGUUUAGUUUUAUGGGGCCAUCUAGUGGUAGAUGUAUAGUAUUUAUCUCUAUAUUAUUGGUGCUGAUGCAACAAAAUACUGUGGACAUUGUGAAGUAAAUUGCAUGGUUGUUUUGAAAAAUACAGUAAAGAAAUUGUCAUUUGUAAACAAGUGAAUUUUGAGGCUCUUGACUCCUCUCCUCUCCUACAGCUCUUUGGAGAUGUCUGCUAUCACUGCAACCGUGUCAUUGAGGGUGAUGGUAGGAUAUUAUAUUACAUAAUCUAAUAUCGUCAUAUUAAACACAUAUUGUAUGUCAUAUUAGUGUAUACAUUACUUGUUAUGAAAUGCGUGUUUGUGUUGUGUGUUCCAGUGGUGUCAGCCCUGAACAAGGCAUGGUGUGUCAACUGCUUCGCCUGCUCCACCUGCAACACCAAGCUCACCCUAAAGUAAGUCAGGCUGACUGCGUUAACACAACAAAAACAUCCUGUGUUCCCACAUUGUCUUACAUGGUUUUAGACUAUCUUUGAGACUAGGGUUUCUGAAGCAUUAGCACUGUCCUCUUCUGUCUCUAUCAUCUGUCUCUACAAUAUGUGUUCCACUGUACCUGUAGCUUUUCCAUCUACCUGUGUCAUCCUAUAUUCUCUCUGUCCCUCUGUUUCACUUGUCCCUGUUUGUCUGUCCAUAUCCUCCCUCCUCUCUCCUCUUCUCCUCCUCCCUCCUCUCUCCUCUUCUCCUCCUACCUCCUCUCUCCUUCUCCUCCCUCCUGGUCCUACCAGGGAUAAGUUUGUAGAGGUGGAUCUGAAGCCUGUGUGUAAACACUGCUACGAGCACCUGCCAGAUGACAUGAAGCGUCGUCUUGCCAAACAAGAAAAAGAAAAGAAGAAGAAAAUGCCCAUGUGUCUGUAAACCUCUGUCCUUCCUUUCUCCUCACUUCCACUUUCCAUUCAUUGGUUAGUUUUCAUCUCCUUUCAUUCUCUUUUUCCUGUGUUGUGAUUUUACUUUCAUGGUUUCGUGUUUCCUAUCUAUUUUUCAUCCGUCCAUUCUGACAAGUCAGUUAAGAGGGUUUUAGACACAGAGAUCAAAUAUGUGUUAAACAUAAACUUUGAGUCAUUCAUUUUUGAUUACUUCACAUUCACCAUCACUGUAAUUGAUCAGUUUUAGAGUAAGAAUAAUCAAGAGAAGUAGAGAUUAGCUACAGAUCAUAAAUAAUUACCGGUACAGGUUUGUAAAAUCGCCUAAGCUGUUCUUUGCAUCAGUGCCGGUUUCCCGUGCAGUGUUGACCAUAUUUAGAAACUCUGCAGGAAAUGGUUACUCUAUAUGGCCAUUUCUCAGCCAGACACACUCUUGGCUUAACAUAAUAACGUAACUCUGUAAUAAUCCGACCAGAAGUUCUCUCUGAUCAGUUGGUUGAGGCUAGAGGCAUGUACAGUACGGUAGUGUGUAUUUCCUCAGAUCAGUGUAAAGAGAAGGCUUUGUUCACCAGUUCCUGGUUUGUUUAUGGUUAAAACACUAAUCCUUUCCUGUCUCUGUGUACUGGAUGGUUGGCUGUGUGACUGGCUGUCUGAUUUUUACAGGCCCCAAUGUGUUUCACAUGUGCUCUCGCUGCUAAAGCCUAAACACUGUAGAGUUGAAUAUGCUCAAAGGACCUCUUUCCAGGAGCAGGAGGGAGAGGGGGAAAGAACAUGAGGGAGAGAUGGAGUGGGGGAGAGGGAGCAGGAGGGAAAGAGAGGGUGCAGGAGGGAAAGAGAGGAAGCAGGAGGGAAAGUAGUGCUUGAGUGUAGGACUCUUGAUAUAGAUGAAUGAAAGUCAGAACCCUGCUCAUACAGUAUCUUUGACUCUGCCUUACAGGAACAAGUUUGUGGAGUUUGACAUGAAGCCGGUGUGUAAGAAGUGUUACGAGAAGUUUCCUCUGGAACUUAAGAAGAGGCUGAAGAAGCUGGCGGAGACCGUGGGCCGGAAGUAG